Messenger RNA from Orbilia oligospora ATCC 24927, 1452 nucleotides. RefSeq lists its product as uncharacterized. Gene Ontology annotation, cellular component: membrane. The record is from RefSeq and is a predicted model, not a curated record. Bases 1 to 1452 code for a protein of 483 amino acids. Gene Ontology annotation, biological process: transmembrane transport. The transcript has 6 exons. Lineage: Eukaryota; Fungi; Ascomycota; Orbiliomycetes; Orbiliales; Orbiliaceae. Gene Ontology annotation, molecular function: transmembrane transporter activity.
AUGGUGUCUGUCGACGAGAAGCAACCCGCUGUCGGGAACACCGAGAACCUAGAGGCCGGUGAUAAAGGUUCUAAUCAUGUUUCCUAUACUGAAGCACAGAAGAAGCGGAUCGUGCGCCGAAUUGAUUUUCGCAUCAUCAUUAUCCUCGGCAUCGUGUACUGCUUCUCCCUGAUUGAUAGAAAUAACAUGGGAACGGCAUCGGUUGCCGGCAUGAAUGCCGCCUUGGGCAUGAAUGUUGCGAACAAUGGAUACUCAAUUUCCAAUCUUGUGUUCUUCGGUUUAUACACUGCUAUACAGCCAUUCGCUACUAUCCUAAUCCGGUUUUUUGGACCCCGGAAUUUCCUCGGCUCUCUCGCUCUUCUUUGGGGUGCUACAGUUAUCGGAAUGGGUUUCGUCAAAACCUGGCAUCAACUUAUGGGAUUGCGUAUCCUGCUUGGUCUAUUCGAGGGUGGAUUCUUCCCGGGUGUUGCCUACUUGUUGACUACAUGGUAUACUCGUUAUGAAAUGGGUCGUCGAUUCUCUUAUAUUUAUAUGCUUGCAGCCAUUGCAUCGGCUUUCUCCGGUAUUUUUGGCUACGGGCUUAUGCAAAUGGACGGAACGGCUGGUCUUGCUGGCUGGAGAUGGAUUUUCAUCAUGGAGGGUGUGAUAACUAUUGCCCUCGCCUUGGUUGCAUUUUUCUUGAUUAUCCCAUUCCCAGACGCCGAUGCGCACAAGGCUUUUAGAUUCCUUAACAAGGAAGAAGUCGAUUUUGUCAUUCGUACCAUUGAUGAGGACCGUGGAGACGUUCAGCUCGAGGAGUUCACCGUCCGCAGGUUCCUUAGUGGUGGCAAGGAUAUCAAGAUUUACUUCCUCGGUGCCCUUUAUGGCCUUUCGGCUGUUGUCACAUACGCUCUUGCCUUCUUCUUGCCACUUAUCCUCCGUCAAGGAAUGGGGUUUUCGAUCACUGAGUCUCUUUUGCUCACCGUUCCACCAUAUGCCUUUACUUUCAUCUGGCUCUACGUGACCGGAUGGGUCGGCGAUCGAUACAAGACCCGUGGCCCAGUUAUCAUCUUCAACUGUCUUCUCGAAAUCAUGGGAGUUAUCCUCAUCGGCUGGUCCCCCACCAAUGCCUCUAAAUACACCGGCGUGUUCUUCUGCUGUGCCGGAGCUUCCGCCAACGUCCCAAUCGCCCUGGCAUACCAAGCAAACAACAUCCGUGGACAAUGGAAGAGAGCGCUUUCUUCAGCUACUAUUGUCAUUUGGGCGGCUAUUGGUGGUAUUGCCGGUGCCUUGGUGUUCAGACCUCAAGAUGCCCCGCAUUAUAAGCCCGGUCUUUAUGCCGCACUUACAGCUGCUUCUUUGACUAUUAUUGAUACUAUUGGGUUGAUGGUUUACUUCAAGUGGGCCAAUGCUAAAGCUGAUCGCGGUGAGAAGAUCUUGGAGGAGUCUGAGGAGUUUAGAUUCACGCUCUAA